This is a messenger RNA of Triticum dicoccoides, 1354 nucleotides long. RefSeq lists its product as uncharacterized. Bases 265 to 765 code for a protein of 166 amino acids. NCBI's taxonomy places the organism in Eukaryota, Viridiplantae, Streptophyta, Magnoliopsida, Poales, Poaceae. Gene Ontology annotation, molecular function: nucleic acid binding; zinc ion binding. The record is from RefSeq and is a predicted model, not a curated record. The transcript has 2 exons.
AAGACUGCCAGAGUUCAUAUCCUUGGCUCGAUGACUGAUUCGUUGGCUGCGGAAUAUGAGUCGGAUAGAACAGCUUGUGGAAUAAUGCUCAGGCUGGAACAAGAUUUUGGAGAAGUUUCCCUUGUGAAGGUGCUUAGUCUUGUGAACAAGUUUCUGACAUCGAAGAUGGGUGAUAAAAUAGUCAAUGAACACUUCAACAAGCUCUGUGUCUAGGCGGAAGAAUUAAAAACUGCUGGUUAUCCGUUCCAAGAGGAAGUACAAGUCAUGGUUGUUCUGAAUUCUUUGCCACCAUCAUGGGAACAGUUCAAGAUUUCUUUUUGUCAUUCAGAACGCACACUCAAUAUGAGGAACCUGAGGCAACACUUGCUAAUGGAGGAGGAUUGCAGGCUUAACUCAGGGAAAGAUAAAGCUUCUUAUCAGCCAGAGCUUCACCUUGGUGAGUACAAAAACAAUGGGAACUGGAGGAAUUGGAAUAAGAGAGGAGGAGGACCGGACCUAAGGGACAAGAUCAAUUAUAAAUGUGACAGGGAUCAAAGGAACUACAGAGAUGAGAGGAGGGACAGGGGGCAACAUGGAAAUAACAACAACAACAACUCUUUUCAGAAGAUUGACAAGAGGAACUACAAGUGCCAUAAUUGUGGUAAUACAGGCCACUUCAGGUCAGAAUGCACCAAGAGGAGGAAGACGAACAACGAAAGGGAUAAUUUUCACAAGGAUGACAGCCGCAAGGGGAAUCAAUCCCCUGAAGCUGUAGGGGUUUACUGAUGCUGAUUGGCAAGGGGAUCUUGAUGACCGGAAAUCGACUUCUGGUUAUCUGUUUACACUAGCAGGAGGAGCUAUUUCCUGGAGUAGCAAGAAGCAAGAUUCUGUAGCACUUUCAUCUAUGGAGGCUGAAUAUAUUGUUGCGUCGGAAGCUGUGAAAGAAGGUGUAUGGUUAAAGGGGUUUCUUGCGUCUCUCGUGGUGGUGGAAAGCGCUUCAUAUCCUGUUAUUAUUUUCUGUGAUAACCAGGCGGCAAUCAAGGUCUCAAAGAAUCCCAAGUUUCAUAGCAAAACCAAACAUAUUGAGGGAAGAUAUCAUUACAUUCAUGACGUCGUUAAUAGAUUAAGAACAGUUCGUUUAGAUUAUUUACCUAGUGUGGACAUGGUUGCCGAUCCACUGACUAAACCUCUUAGUCAGGAAGUAUUUUGUAAACAUGUUUGCAACAUGGGUGUUCGUUUAUGGAAUUAGAAUGUUUUAGCCAAGUGGGAGAUGUAGGAAAUACUUAUGUGUGGCUUGCAACAUUUUUACUACAUAGUUCCUGGAAUAUGUUUACCUCGAUAUGGAAUUUACCGAUGCACUUGAAUAUUGCUUGGA